UGGUUCAACACGCGUCGCGCAAUGAUCAAAUCGUUCGUUCUAUUCGCCUUCCUGGCGACCUUGACCCUUUGCCGAGUUCACGGUGUACCUAUGACUGCCCUUCAAGGUGACACCGGAUGGAUGGAAAUGUCCAGGUUCUGGAUAAGGCUGCCUAAUUUGGACUAUCGGAAGGAGGUCGUUGUAAGCGAGGCGAGCAUCGGAGGUUCCAAGAUCGCCGGUGGUACAAUUGCCGAGAAGCAACAGUUUCCGUAUCAAGCAGCGAUUUUGAUCAACUUUCUGGAUGGUUCUGGUGUUCUAUGUGGAGGAGCGAUCAUUUCUUCGACUUAUGUGUUGACUGCUGCCCAUUGCUCAGAUGGAGCGAUCGACGCCACGGUCAUUGUGGGAACCAAUGUAAUCAGUAUUCCAAGCGAUGAUCAAGCCGUGGAGAUCAAAGUUACCUUUCACGAUAUAUUGGUGCAUCCGUUGUACGAUCCGGUAGAAGUUGUGAACGACAUCGCCAUUGUACGAUUGACUAAAGCGCUUGCGUUUUCCAAUAAAAUUCAGCCGAUUCGUCUCCCCAACAAAAAAGAAGCUCUACUGGAUCUAGCGAAUACUGAUGCUACCGUUUCUGGAUGGGGAGCUUUGAGUGGGGAAGAGUAUGUCGAGAUCACAGGCAGCGUAAAACUAGAACUACGAUACACUAAUAAUCCUGUGAUAUCCAACGACGUUUGUGGCAAGGUGUUCCAAGACAUGAUUCGACAUUUCCACGUUUGUGUCUCCGGAGAUAAAGGUCGAAAUGCUUGUCAAGGAGAUUCGGGAGGCCCUUUGAGAGCCAAUCUGAAUGGAAAGACUACUCUGAUUGGAAUCGUCUCUUAUGGUUCCGUAGAUGGUUGCGAGAAGGGAUCGCCUGCAGUCUAUACGCGAGUUGGGUCUUAUCUCGAAUGGAUAACACAGCACACCAAUGUUCCGAUAGAAAAUCCCUUAGUUAUAUUCAGCAAAAUCCGAUUGCACGGUGGCAUAAUCGGUUACGAUAGAGAUUCCACAAUGCGUAAGCUCGUGACACUGACGGUGCUUCUGGCUUUGGGUAGCCUGAGUACUGCCUACAGCGUUCCAAGUGCCAGGAUUAUUAAGUUGCCAAUUGCACAAGAACUUCCUAACAUCGAAUCAUUGGUCAAAGAAUCCAGUCAGAGAAUUACGGGCGGUGAGGUGGUGCUGCCAACUGAUAUCCCAUAUGCUGCCGGAGUCAUCGUACAAGGACCAAUCGGUACGCGAUGGUGUGGUGGAACCCUGGUUUCCGUAAACUUCGUCGUGACAACGGCAAGUUGUCUGAUCCUUGAACCAGUUCCGAUUACUGUAGCUCUGGGCGCUUCGAAUAUGAGCAAUAUUGCUGAUCCUGUAAUGGUUGCUGAAGUGCGCGUUCACGCGGGCUACGAUGCGGAAGCAUGGCAAAAUGAUAUUGCUCUGUUGCGUUUGCAGAGACCCACUACCGUCAGUGCAACCAUCCGACCGGUUCGUCUGCCCAACAUGCGUCAACUGCAGUCUCCUUUCCUCAACCAACUGGCAACUGCAUCCGGAUGGGGUGCCCUGUUCCAAAACGCUCCGGAGGUUCUUCCACUGAAUGAUCUGCGCCGGGUAAGUUUGCCGGUCAUCUCCAAUCUCAACUGCGCCGUCCGAUUCCCGGGAUGGAUUACCGAGAAUCAAAUCUGCGUCGCAACCGACAUGGGUUCACCGUGCCACGGUGACCAGGGAGGUCCCCUGACGGUGGCUGAUCCCGAUGGCAGGACUACGCUGAUAGGACUUUUCGCCUACAACUCCAUCUUGGGAUGCAACUCCGGGUGGCCGGCAGUUUUCACUCGAGUUACUCCGUACUUGCUCUGGAUUGCGGAGAACUCGGAUGUCAUCAUUUCGCUCGAUUUCGAGUACUGAAAUGGUGUUAUUUGUUAAUUUUGGGUUGAAACUAGCUGUUUGAAUUGAUAAGAGUGAUAUGUGUAAAAGAACAGAAAAAAAAAAUCCAG
This is a messenger RNA of Aedes aegypti (yellow fever mosquito), 1994 nucleotides long. RefSeq names its product transmembrane protease serine 9. Bases 22 to 1905 code for a protein of 627 amino acids. The record is from RefSeq and is a predicted model, not a curated record. NCBI's taxonomy places the organism in Eukaryota, Metazoa, Arthropoda, Insecta, Diptera, Culicidae. The transcript has 6 exons. Gene Ontology annotation, biological process: proteolysis. Gene Ontology annotation, molecular function: serine-type endopeptidase activity.